Molecule: messenger RNA, 1387 nt
Organism: Blepharisma stoltei
Lineage: Eukaryota; Ciliophora; Heterotrichea; Heterotrichida; Blepharismidae
Source: the annotation of a GenBank genome assembly
AUGACCUUGGAUAUUCAUACUUUACUUCUCCACUUAUCUUUCCUUUGCAUUGGAGUUUUAAGUCAAAAUGAAUGCUCAAGUUACACCUGUAAGCCUUCACAAAUGGCUUUUGAUGAUGAAACUUGCAUUUACUAUGACCAAACAGAUGAUGUUUAUUAUUCAAAAGAAUGCUCAGGUAAUACAAUUUGCAAUGGCGCAAAAGCUUCUAAUAUGACUUGCGCAACAAAUCAGCACUAUUUUGGUCUCAGCUAUCCUGGAGAUAAAUGUCAGCAAGAUUCUGAUUGUAUUUAUUCUUUAACUGGUUGAUGCUCUAGUGGAGUAUGUCAAGGAGGCACAAAAGAUGUGACUUGUAAUUCAAAUUUGUUCUGUGUGCCUGGAUACACUUGCUUCAAUUAUAUAAAGUGCGUUCCUCAAAUAGAAAUUGGCCAAAAAGGAUGCUUAAUUGAUACUGACUGUGUAAAUAACGCAGCCUGUAAUAUCACAUCUACCACUGAUUCUCAGGCCAACACUUGUUAUCAAGUGUUUACAUUUGAGCCGCAUGAGCCUGUUGGAAGCUGCCUAAAUGGAGAAAGCCAGCUAUGUAAGUACAUAAAUUGCGCCCAAAAUGAAGCUGAUGGUGAUUUUUAUUGUACAAAUUUGCUGGCGUCAAAAGAUAAUUAUGAUGCUUCUUGUCAGGUAGGUAAUCCAAAAUGCCAUUCUCAGCCAGAUAAUUUUUUUAACCCUCCAUUUGUUGCCAGUUCAGUUUGUGAUUGCGGCUACAAUGCAGGUAGAAAUGCGUAUUGCAGCCUUUUCUAUGGAGAUGGCCCUGGAGUAAAAAUGCUAACUCCCCCCUACUAGUGGUCCAGAGUUGGUGGGGCAAAAUAUGUUCCUCAAUUCUCUCCCCUAUUAGUGGACAAAAUCAUUGAACUUUUCUGGAUAAAAAUCCAAUAAAAAUUUUUAAUAUAAAAUCUUAUGGAAAAUAUAUAAUUUUAAACAGUUUGUAUUUAAAACAUAAAUUUACAAAUUUACUUUCCAAUUUUUGCCAAAAGGGGAUUUUUAAUUUCGAUAAAAAAUUAUUACCUCCUUUCGUUAGCAAACAAAAUUUGUUUUUGAAGUAAGUUAUUGGGCAAAAUGGUUUUCAAGUCCAGCAGUUUUAAAAUGCAAUACAGCGAAUAGAAAAUCAUUUAAGUGUAUGCAGGAUUAUUGGGAUGAAAAAAGUUUUACGGAACUGUAUUAUUGGUACACCUAUUUCUAUGCUUAUAACCUUAUAGUUGGAAGCGAAAAAUGUGUGAUAGGCACUGCGGCUUUUCAAUACGCAUAUGCUUCAGAAUUAAAUGGUGUUGGUGAUUAUGACGAUUCUGCAGUCGUCUUGGGGAUUUCAAUGGCCAUUGCAUUCAUCUUUUCUUAA